Protopolystoma xenopodis is the source of this 309-nucleotide messenger RNA. NCBI's taxonomy places the organism in Eukaryota, Metazoa, Platyhelminthes, Monogenea, Polystomatidea, Polystomatidae. The record is from the annotation of a GenBank genome assembly.
AUGGUCUUUAAUUAUAUAUUUCUCUUGUCACUGGCUCUAGGGACAAGUGCUGCCUCUUCACUUGACCCGGAUAACAAUCCUUUGCUUGAUAUACGGCAGACUUUGGAUUCCGAACUGAAUUCACUGGCUCGACGACUGAAUAUGGUGACAGCGAUGCUUCAGCAAAACCACUCUUCUCAGCGUUAUACAACAGCGUCAACCAGCAUGGCUGACGGCGGCGAGGCGGGUGAGAUUAUUGAAACAAGCAGUGGGCCCGAAGAAAGCUCUAGAUUCUUGUCCUCCAAUCAACCCGUUACAGCAAUUGGGUAA